AUGACUUCAGAACAAAAUAAUGUGUUUAAUCAUGUCAUUAAUUGUGUUGAGGAGUCAACAGGUAAUAUUUUCUUUUUGGAUGCUCCUGGGGCACUGGAAAAAACAUUUAUUAUUAAUUUGCUGUUAGCAAAAAUCCGAUCAUCCGGUAAAAUUGCUAUAGGUGUGGCAUCAUCGGGAAUAGCAUCAACGUUAAUCCAAGGUGGUAAGACUGCACAUUCAAUGUUCAAGCUACCAAUAGACUUAAACAUUACCGAUACCCCAGUUUGUAAUAAAAAAAAAAAUUCAACAUUAGCCAAAGUAUUAACCGAUUGUGUACUAAUUGUGUGGGAUGAGCGCACAAUGGCUCAUAAAUCGGGCGUAGAGGCUUUAGAUAGAACAUUACGGGAUAUUGGGUCAUCAGAUAAAACUAUGGGAGGCAUCACAUUAGUAUUUGCGGGAGAUUUUAGACAAACAUUACCGGUUGUUCCACGGGCCACGGGGAACACGAUCUGA
Molecule: messenger RNA, 492 nt
Organism: Myzus persicae (green peach aphid)
Lineage: Eukaryota; Metazoa; Arthropoda; Insecta; Hemiptera; Aphididae
Product: ATP-dependent DNA helicase pif1-like
Exons: 1
Coding region: 1-492 (163 amino acids)
Biological process (GO): telomere maintenance; DNA repair
Molecular function (GO): DNA helicase activity
Source: RefSeq, a predicted model, not a curated record